AUGGCUGAAGCAAUUGCAGCAUUGAGCCUAGCCUCUACUAUCCUGCAGGUCAUCGACUUCGGAUCGAAGUUCGUAUCGACGGCCUGGAAGAUCUACGACGUUGGUCACCGCCAUCUCAAAGGGCCGGAUGAGGUAGCAUCUCUCGACGUUCUUAGUAACAAUCUCAGCGAUGUUUUGCGGGAUAUUCUUACGCAAUCGAGGGCGACUGGCUUAGCAAAUGAUGGUAAUCGAGGCAUCCACACCUUGUCGAAGGAGUGCGCAAUAUUGAUCGAGAAAUUGGCGCGCUCACUGGAUACACUUGGCCUUAAGGAUGCGUCUCGAAAGCGGGCUGCCGUCGUCGCAGCAUUUAAGUUGGCGUGGAAGCGAGAGGAGAUCAACGCUCUUCAAGCAAGACUCAAUGACUUCAGGUCACAAUUGACUCUGAGCCUGCUUGUUUCCGUGCGAUACUACGCCAGCCAAUCUUUGAUCCAACAGAAUGCAAUUCUCAAUGAGCUUCAAAAGGCCCAAGGAAGCACCCAAGCCGGUAGUAGUGCCAUGAACAAUAACUUCAAGACUUCCGAUCCCUUCGGAACCUCUGUCUUGAACUAUGUCACUUGGAAGCUCAACCAGAGUGAGCAAGCUGAAACAAGACGUUUCCUCAAAACUGAAAUCAUUCGUGCCAUACACGAUACCGCCGUGAGCAACUCGGAGACCCACACCUCCGUUAUGGGUACAACUGUCCCAGAUGAGGCUGAUAGGCGGGUUCGUGGGAUGUUGCUUCAGAGUCUCUACUAUGAUAGAAUGAAUGACAGGGAAGAAAGAAUAUCAGAGGCACAUGAAACAACAUUUCAAUGGCUGCUCAUGGCCAGCGAUAGUGACAAAUGGGCAAGUUUCAAAGACUGGCUUGAGUCAGACGACAAGUUGUACUGGAUCACCGGGAAGCCCGGCUCGGGCAAGAGUACUCUGAUGAAGUAUAUUUGCUUUCCGGUCCAAUCUGCAGAAGAGUCCCAUCCAGCCCCUCGGUGUCGCAAAUUCUUGGAAAUGUGGAGUGGCGAUCAGCACCUCGUGAUUGCGUCGUUCUACUUCUGGAACUCCGGAACGCAAACACAAAUGACACAGAGAGGGUUAUUAAUGUCGCUUCUACACCAGAUUUUUCAGCAAUGUCCCCAACUCGCAACGUUGGGAUGCCCAGAUCGAUGGGAGAGCCUCAAUUUGUUUGGCGAAUACCUGGCCUGGGAAGAUCAGGAGCUCCGCGACACAUUAUGUCGGGUGGCUAAGAACCUCGUCCAAGUUGAUUCAACCCUUACUCUAUUCGUGGACGGUCUGGACGAAUUCCAAGGUAAGCCUGAGGAGCUGAUCCUACUCUUCAAAACCAUCCUCAACUUCUCAAACAUAAAAAUCUGUGUCGCCAGUCGACCCUGGGUGGAAUUUCAAGACGCAUUCCAGCACAAGCCGAGUCUCAUGCUUCAUGAUCUGACUCACGACGACAUUAAGAGUUACAUCGCCUCGAAACUCCAUGAUGAGCCGAUGUUUGCACAGCUUCGACGAAGAGAAGAAGAGUUUGCGGAUCGGUUGAUCGAGGACAUUGUUGCCAAGGCUGCUGGUGUAUUCCUUUGGGUUACACUGGUUGUCUCAUCUCUCAUUGCUGGCAUGAGCUCAGGAGACAGGAUUUCGGACUUCAAGAGGCGGCUGGACCAGUUACCACCGGACCUCUCAGAGCUCUACGAAAAAAUCCUGUUGAGCCUGGACGAUUUCUACCUCGACCAUGCGGCGCAGCUCUUCUCUCUUGUCGAAACUAGUCUUGUGCCCAUGAACUUGGUGCUGGCAUCGUUUGUGGACGAAGACGACCCCAAUCUUGCUUUACGUCAACCGUGUCGUCUUCUUUCAGAAGACGAGACCGUGCUGCGCAUGGAGACAAUGCGGCGGCGUAUCAAUAGUCGAUCUAAGGGUCUGCUCGAAGUCAAAGGCCCCUUUUCCACCUCCGAGGGAUUCAAAUAUGAAGAUCCUUGGGACCACAACCGUUACACGGUCCAAUACCUGCACCGGACAGUGAAAGAUUACAUUGAAAGUGACAAGGCCCAGAUAAUCCUGCAACGUGUUGCAAGAUCCCCCUUUGACCCUCCUCUUAAGCUUCUGGCUGGCCACGUGGCAUAUAUCAAGCUGCUGGAUCUCGAGAGAGUGUCUGCUCUGGAUUUCUGGAAUCAUAACUUCAAGGAAUGCUUGAGAUUGGCACGUCUGGUUUCUCCCGACAAUAUUCCCAAGAUGGUUCUUCUACUGGAUGAAAUGGAUAAAAUGGACAAAGUCGGACGAGCAACAUUUCAGGCUUUGAGGGGAAUUGUGACGUUGGAGAGGAGACCAGACGUAGAGCAUCUUUAUUGGACAUUUCUAGAGUCAUUUCAAGAUGAGGAUGUUGACAAAAGCGCUCACCGGUUCAGGCCCCUUUUCCUCACUCUGGCAGUAAUCUUUGGUGUUGUUGAGUUUGUUCGAGUCAAGGCCGAGGCUGGUUGUCUCAUUUCAAAGCCAAUUUGCUGCGAUACUACUGCACAGGUAAACGACUGUGGCGAAUGGUCUCUAUUGAUGAUUGCCAUUCAAGUUGCGGCUCAGAAAUUCCGCUCAGAAUUUCCAGCGAGUGUCAAGGAAUUCGACUUCGGUUUUGAUCCGAGGCACGGCAUGUUACAAUGUUUGCUCGAAAAGUCCGCCGAUCCAAAUUACCUUUUCAACCAUUCGCCGCGGCGGAAAACCUCGCCAUUGAUUGAAUCAGUAUACCAGUUGAUGGUGUUUGGCACCACGUCACAUGCAUUGCGUCGUGGGGACGACUCCUGGGUCGAAAGACAUCAGUUUUGGGUUGAAACAACGCGUCUGCUCGGUCGAGCUGGAAGGCUAGACAAAAGCACCGUCGAUCGCGCCUUGGCAUUAUUCCUGCCGACAUGGCCCUCUUACCGUCUUCAAACGUUUGUCCAGUGGAGUCAUGCCAGAAAGUCCUUGCGACAAUCUCUCCAAACAGUUGUACACGGUGGAGAUCCGGACCUCUCCGCGAUACUUGACAAGUUGAUUCGCCUUGCAGAACGCCGAGGAAGAUGA
Messenger RNA from Fonsecaea erecta, 3060 nucleotides. RefSeq lists its product as hypothetical. NCBI's taxonomy places the organism in Eukaryota, Fungi, Ascomycota, Eurotiomycetes, Chaetothyriales, Herpotrichiellaceae. The record is from RefSeq and is a predicted model, not a curated record. The transcript has 2 exons. The coding region runs from base 1 to 3060 and encodes 1019 amino acids.